Pelobates fuscus (common spadefoot toad) is the source of this 2894-nucleotide messenger RNA. RefSeq names its product COP9 signalosome subunit 2 (gene COPS2). Gene Ontology annotation, cellular component: COP9 signalosome. Gene Ontology annotation, biological process: protein deneddylation. Lineage: Eukaryota; Metazoa; Chordata; Amphibia; Anura; Pelobatidae. The record is from RefSeq and is a predicted model, not a curated record. The coding region runs from base 55 to 1386 and encodes 443 amino acids. The transcript has 13 exons. Gene Ontology annotation, molecular function: protein binding.
AGACAGCCGCAAAGGAUUCUGGGAGGCCCUUGGCUCCAGUUUCCCCCAGCCAAGAUGUCUGACAUGGAGGAUGACUUCAUGUGCGAUGAUGAGGAAGAUUAUGAUCUGGAAUAUUCGGAAGAUAGCAACUCUGAGCCCAACGUUGAUUUGGAAAACCAGUACUAUAAUUCAAAGGCUCUAAAGGAAGAUGAUCCUAAAGCAGCACUUAGCAGUUUCCAGAAGGUUUUGGAACUGGAAGGUGAAAAGGGAGAAUGGGGAUUCAAAGCACUUAAACAGAUGAUCAAAAUUAAUUUCAAAUUGGGUAAUUAUCCUGAAAUGAUGAAACGAUAUAAACAACUGCUGACCUACAUACGAAGCGCAGUUACAAGGAAUUAUUCAGAAAAAUCAAUCAACUCUAUCCUUGACUAUAUCUCCACUUCAAAACAGAUGGACCUCUUGCAGGAGUUUUAUGAAACAACACUAGAGGCUCUGAAGGAUGCCAAGAACGACAGGUUAUGGUUUAAAACCAACACAAAGCUCGGCAAACUAUAUUUGGAACGGGAAGAAUUUGGGAAAUUGCAGAAAAUAUUGCGCCAGCUGCAUCAGUCGUGUCAGACUGAUGAUGGAGAGGAUGAUCUGAAGAAGGGUACACAACUAUUGGAAAUCUAUGCUUUAGAAAUUCAGAUGUACACAGCACAGAAAAACAACAAAAAGCUCAAAGCAUUAUACGAACAGUCAUUGCACAUCAAAUCUGCAAUUCCUCACCCUCUUAUUAUGGGCGUCAUUCGAGAAUGCGGAGGAAAAAUGCACUUAAGAGAAGGCGAGUUUGAAAAGGCUCACACAGAUUUCUUUGAAGCAUUUAAAAACUAUGAUGAAUCUGGGAGUCCUAGGAGGACAACUUGCUUAAAAUAUCUGGUCUUGGCAAAUAUGCUCAUGAAGUCUGGGAUCAAUCCAUUUGACUCUCAAGAGGCCAAACCCUACAAAAAUGAUCCAGAAAUUCUAGCAAUGACCAAUUUAGUAAGUGCCUAUCAGAAUAAUGACAUCACCGAGUUUGAGAAGAUUCUGAAAACAAACCACAGCAACAUAAUGGAUGAUCCCUUUAUAAGGGAACACAUUGAAGAACUUUUGAGAAACAUCAGAACUCAAGUGCUUAUAAAAUUAAUUAAGCCUUAUACAAGAAUACAUAUUCCUUUCAUUUCAAAGGAGCUUAACAUAGAUGUAGCUGAUGUUGAGAGUUUGCUGGUGCAGUGCAUCCUGGAUAACACUAUUCAUGGGCGAAUCGAUCAAGUAAACCAGCUCCUGGAAUUGGAUCAUCAGAAGCGAGGUGGAGCCCGGUACACCGCUCUAGAUAAAUGGACCAACCAACUGAAUUCUCUCAACCAGGCUGUAGUCAGCAAGCUUGCUUAACCGAGAUCGAGCAUUUACAAAUUAGACACAAGUACUUAAAGCAACAGUGCAGUGAUGUAACUUUUAAAAAGAACUGGGAAUGGCAUAACUACUUGUUGGAGUGCCCCAAAAAAAAGGUUUUGGCAGAACCGCUUUCUGAUCAGCUGGUUUUUGUUUCGCUGCUGCAUACAUCCCAAGAAAAAAAAAAUAAACAGCUUUAACUUCCAGAUGAUAACCAAAAUGUUAUGGGAUACAUGCUGUGUCAUCAGGCCCUGUACAUGAGACAUCCUAGUAAAUUUGCCAGGGGCAAAUAGUGACCUGAGAGAGAAGGUUUUUUUGUUUUUUUUUGUCCUGAUUUUAAAUAUACACUGACAUGUUACUGUUGGAUUCAUUUAAACCUGUUUUACCUGCAGAAAAUGUCUCACGAAUUAACCUGCAAUAACUUGAAAAGCGUAUCCUUUUGAACACUUUCUUUUCUCAUAUAUGAACUGAUCCAUUUGCUGCAUUUUGCAAAAUGCCCAACCCCUCCUCCUGAAAAUGUGUCCAUAUAAAUAUAUAUAUAUAAAUCUAUAUAUUUCUGUACCUGCAGUGUAGUAAACAUUUAGGAUACAGCCCGUACUUGGUGGCAAAUACUGUCACUUAGAUUUCAAGCAGCAAAAUAAACAGUGCAGCUCAGACAUUACAGCUUGCUUUCCUGUGUGUGUUUUUGCAUUGGAAAUGGAUAUUUAAUAGUGGUUCUAGUUGGCAAUUGGCUCAAUUUCUGGCAAUAAUGACAUUUAAAAAAAAAACAAAGUUAUUUUCUUUUGUUUUAGUUAGGUUAUCAGAUCUUUCGUAGUCCUAAUACUUGGAUGUAAUUAGCUAGUUUGGGAAUUAUAGAGAAUUGGCAGAGGCAAUUGCAAAAUCGCCACAAACUCUCUGACCAGCUUGCAAUACCAGGCCUCCAUAUCUUUGAAAGCUGCAGUGAAUUAUUUUGGGGUAUUUACUUUUUCAUCAGAUGUGUAUAUGUAACACCACUGUAAGGCAGAUCCUUGGAGCAUGCUGCACCCUAACUCAAAAUAGGACACCACUGUUAGUAAGGCUUGUUGCUAUGCAUGUCCUUUCCUUUGUUAUUGGAGAGGAAUAUGCUCAAAGAUCAUUAGCACCAUACAAACACCGUGAUGGACAUGAAAUCGCCAUACAUUUGGUUUUAUAGUCAAUAUUUUGGAACUAAAUGUCCACGUGGACUUGAUAUUCUCAAGUACAAAUGGUGGGGUAAAAAUGGAAAAAUAGACACCAACGACCCUUCUCUUCAUCAAGAAUAAGAUUAAAUGAGAAGUCUGCAUUGCUGUUUGCCGAAUGUAUUUUUUUAUUAUUAUUAUUAUUCACUCUGGGAGAUGCAGCUGCUUUGAUUUGCAUUUGUGUGAUACUAGCAUACAUAUGGUUUUUGUUUACCAUGCCGGGGGUUGCAUUUUGGCUCCCAUUGCUAACUGGUACAGAUGAACAGGAUGUCAUUACACUGCAUAUUCCAAAUAAAGGGUUGUCGAUGUCUA